Messenger RNA from Platichthys flesus (European flounder), 13063 nucleotides. RefSeq names its product ankyrin 2b, neuronal (gene ank2b). Gene Ontology annotation, cellular component: T-tubule. The coding region runs from base 211 to 10656 and encodes 3481 amino acids. NCBI's taxonomy places the organism in Eukaryota, Metazoa, Chordata, Actinopteri, Pleuronectiformes, Pleuronectidae. The transcript has 50 exons. The record is from RefSeq and is a predicted model, not a curated record. Gene Ontology annotation, biological process: protein localization to T-tubule; regulation of cardiac muscle contraction; signal transduction. Gene Ontology annotation, molecular function: protein binding.
CUGGACUGGACCACCGGACUUUAAGCAGACUAGCACCGUCCGGAGCAGGGACAGUGGCUCCUCUGUGUAGCCGGACAGAGCGGCACUGUGCUCGGACUAGGAAACCAUAACCGUUCCCGGUCCUCUGGAGCAGCGGCGGCAGCGGCGGCAGCGGCGGGGCUGAAUGCAGGAGGACACGGGGAGCAGCUGUCAGUGAGUGAGUGACGGAACAUGGCUUCUUCUCCCGUCACCCCAGCAUCGCUCGAAGGAGGGACACCUUCGCCCACUGGGAACGAGGAGCUCUCCACCACCCGACAGUCGGACAGUAACACCAGUUUCCUGCGAGCAGCAAGAGCAGGGAACAUCGACAAAGUUUUGGAAUACCUGAAAGGAGGAGUGGACAUCAGUACGUCCAAUCAGAAUGGUCUUAAUGCACUGCAUCUGGCAGCCAAGGAGGGCCAUGUGGAUCUGGUCCAGGAACUGCUGGACAGAGGUGCAGCGGUCGAUUCAGCCACUAAGAAGGGAAACACAGCACUUCACAUAGCCUCUCUCGCUGGUCAGGUUGAAGUAGUGAAGAUCCUGAUCAAACGAGGAGCGGACAUCAACUCUCAGUCUCAGAAUGGAUUCACUCCCUUGUACAUGGCCGCUCAGGAGAAUCACAUGGAUGUGGUGCGAUACCUUCUGGAAAAUGGAGGCAACCAGAGCACUGCUACAGAGGACGGCUUCACCCCUCUGGCAAUCGCCCUCCAGCAGGGCCACAACCAGGUGGUUUCUGUCUUACUGGAGAACGAUACUAAGGGCAAGGUCCGCCUGCCUGCCUUGCAUAUUGCCGCUCGCAAGGAUGAUACCAAGUCGGCGGCCCUGCUCCUCCAGAACGACCACAACGCCGAUGUCCAGUCCAAGAUGAUGGUCAAUAGGACUACUGAGAGUGGAUUCACCCCCCUGCAUAUCGCCGCCCACUAUGGGAACGUCAAUGUGGCCACGCUCCUGCUGAACCGAGGGGCAGCAGUCGACUUCACUGCGAGGAAUGGGAUUACUCCGCUACACGUGGCCUCCAAGCGUGGCAACACUAACAUGGUUCGUCUGUUAUCGGACCGUGGUUCACAGAUUGAUGCUAAAACGAGGGAUGGUCUCACGCCGCUCCACUGUGCGGCUCGGAGUGGACAUGAUCCAGCUGUCGAGGUGCUGCUGGAGAGAGGAGCCCCCUUAUUGGCCAGGACAAAGAACGGACUGUCUCCUCUCCACAUGGCAGCGCAAGGGGAUCACGUCGACUGCGUCAAACAUCUUCUGCAGCACACAGCGCCUGUUGAUGAUGUCACAUUGGACUACCUGACAGCGCUCCAUGUGGCGGCGCACUGUGGUCAUUACAAAGUCACCAAACUUCUGCUGGACAAGAGGGCCAACCCCAACGCCAGGGCUCUGAAUGGCUUCACUCCACUGCACAUAGCCUGUAAGAAGAACCGCGUAAAGGUGAUGGAGCUGCUGGUCAAGUAUGGAGCCUCUAUCCAGGCCAUCACGGAGUCUGGUUUGACUCCCAUCCACGUUGCGGCCUUCAUGGGUCACCUGAACAUCGUUCUGCUGCUGCUGCAGAACGGAGCUUCGCCGGACGUCAGCAACAUUCGUGGAGAAACAGCGUUACACAUGGCAGCCAGGGCAGGUCAGGUGGAGGUGGUUCGAUGUUUGCUGAGGAACGGAGCAAUCGUGGACGCCAGGGCUCGGGAGGACCAGACUCCCCUACAUAUUGCAUCCCGUCUGGGAAAAACUGAGAUUGUCCAGUUGCUGCUCCAGCACAUGGCCCAUCCUGAUGCUGCCACAAACAACGGCUACACCCCCCUCCACAUCUCCGCCAGGGAGGGGCAGGUGGAGACGGCCUCUGUGCUGCUGGAGGCUGGGGCUUCUCAUUCCCUGGCCACCAAGAAAGGUUUUACCCCCCUGCAUGUGGCCUCCAAGUACGGAAGCCUGGAUGUGACCAAACUUCUGCUCCAGCGUAAUGCUCCACCUGAUUCUGCUGGAAAGAAUGGCCUCACCCCCCUCCACGUCGCCGCACAUUAUGAUAACCAAAAGGUUGCACUCCUGCUUUUGGACAAAGGAGCGUCCCCCCUUACAAUGGCCAAGAACGGCUACACUCCUCUCCACAUCGCUGCCAAGAAGAACCAGAUGGAAAUCGCAACAGUGCUGCUGCAGUACGGAGCCGAGACCAACAUCCUGACCAAGCAGGGCGUCACCCCGCUCCAUCUGGCCUCCCAGGAGGGCCACGCCGGCAUGGCCGCCUUGCUCAUGAGCAACGGAGCCCCGGUCAACGUUCCCACCAAGAGUGGCCUGACUGCCCUCCAUCUGGCAGCCCAGGAAGACAAAGUGGCUGUUGCCGAGAUCCUCGCCAAAAACAGCGCCAACCUCGACCAGCAGACCAAAUUGGGAUACACUCCGCUGAUUGUAGCGUGUCACUAUGGUAACGUCAAGAUGGUCAACUUCCUGCUGCAGAAUGGAGCCGGCGUCAACGCCAAGACCAAGAAUGGAUACACUCCCCUUCACCAGGCGGCCCAGCAAGGCAACACACACAUAAUAAACGUUUUGCUGCAGCACGGCGCCAAGCCCAACGCUAUAACUGUGAAUGGUAACACCGCUCUGGGUAUUGCUCGGAGGCUGGGCUACAUCUCUGUAGUGGACACGCUGAGGGUCGUCACAGAGGAGAUCAUCACCACCACCACGACAGUGACAGAGAAACACAAGCUGAACGUGCCAGAGACCAUGACUGAAGUGCUGGACGUCUCCGAUGAAGAGGCUUUGAAAACCAUUGAUGAUGAUAUGUCAGACGACCCCAUGGAUUCUGAAGGCGACGACACGAUGACAGGCGAUGGAGGGGAGUACCUGAGGGCCGAGGACCUCAGGGAGCUGGGAGACGACUCCCUUCCCGGUCAGUACCUGGAUGGAAUGAACUACCUCCGCUUCAGCCUGGAGGGAGGACGCACUGACAGUUCAGACAGGUCCUUCACCCCCACCCACCAAAGCUACUACUCCCCUAAACAUGAAGGCAUGAUGGAGGAUAUGCUCACCAGCCACCAGGUUACAUCACUUGCCAGGGAGAAUGACAGGGAUUCAUACAGACUGAGCUGGGGAACAGAGAACCUGGAUAAUGUGGCGUUAUCCUCCAGCCCCAUCCACUCUGGCCGCUCCUCUCCGUGCCAUCAUGGAGACCACAGCAGCUUCCUGGUCAGCUUCAUGGUGGAUGCCAGGGGUGGAGCCAUGCGCGGUUGCCGACAUAACGGCCUGCGCAUCGUUAUCCCGCCCAGGAAGUGCAGCGCGCCCACACGGGUGACGUGUCGGCUGGUGAAGAGGCACCGUUUGGCCACCAUGCCCCCGAUGGUUGAGGGUGAAGGCCUGGCCAGCAGGCUCAUCGAGGUGGGGCCCUCCGGAGCCCAAUUCCUCGGUAAACUUCACCUCCCCACUGCCCCUCCACCUCUAAACGAGGGGGAGAGUUUGGUUAGCAGAAUCCUCCAACUCGGUCCACCGGGGACAAAAUUCCUCGGUCCUGUGAUUGUGGAGAUCCCCCACUUUGCUGCCCUGCGGGGGAAGGAGAGGGAGCUGGUGAUACUGAGAAGUGAGACAGGAGAAAGCUGGAAGGAGCAUCACUGUGAACACACCCAGGAGGAGCUCAACCAGAUACUCAAUGGCAUGGAUGAGGAGUUGGACACACCGGAGGAGCUGGAGAGGAAGCGCCUUUGCCGCAUCAUCAGCAGAGAUUUCCCACAAUACUUUGCUGUGGUGUCACGCAUCAAGCAGGACAGUAAUAUGAUUGGUCCUGAGGGAGGCAUCCUGAGCAGCACAGUUGUGCCCCAAGUACAGGCAGUUUUUCCUGAGGGGGCCCUCACCAAGAGGAUCAGGGUCGGACUGCAGGCCCAGCCAGUGAAUAUAGAUGUAGUGAGGAAGAACCUGGGGAACAAGGCGACCUUCAGCCCUAUUGUCACCCUGGAGCCCCGCAGGAGGAAGUUCCAUAAACCCAUCACCAUGACCAUCCCUGUUCCCAAGAGCAACUCCGACCCAGUCCUUAACGGGUUCGGAGGGGACAUGCCCACCUUACGCCUGCUCUGCAGUAUCACUGGUGGAACAACGCCAGCCCAAUGGGAGGAUAUAACAGGAACCACACCGUUAACAUUUAUCAAUGACUGUGUCUCCUUUACCACCAAUGUGUCUGCAAGGUUCUGGCUCAUAGACUGUCGGCAAGUACUGGAAUCUGUCAACUUCUCCACUCUGGUGUACCGAGAGAUCAUCUGCGUCCCUUACAUGGCCAAGUUCGUCAUCUUUGCCAAGACCCACGACCCCAUUGAGGCCCGCCUGCGCUGCUUCUGCAUGACAGACGACAAGAUCGAUAAAACCCUGGAGCAGCAGGAGAACUUCACUGAGGUGGCCCGGAGCCGAGACGUAGAGGUCCUGGAAGGAAAACCAAUCUAUGCAGACUGUUUUGGAAACCUUGUUCCCCUCACCAAAAGUGGCCAACAUCACCUCUUCAGCUUCUUCGCCUUCAAGGAGAAUCGUCUAGCGCUCUUCAUCAAAAUAAGAGACAACACUCAGGAGCCGUGUGGCCGUUUGUCCUUUAUGAAAGAACCGAGGAACUAUAGGUCAAUCACCCAGAAUGCUAUAUGCAACCUCAACAUCAACCUCCCAUCAUACUGUAAGGAGUCCGAUUCAGACCAAGAGCAAGAGGAAGAGACCAGCAAAACGCAAGAGAAAUAUGAAGAGCGGGUGACAUCAGUCCUGAAAUCAGAGCUGAUUCGAGAGCCUGACCUCCUAUCCGACGUGUCAGAGAUGAAACAAGAUUUGAUCAAAAUGACUGCCAUCUUGACUGCAGAUUCAACAGAGAAAUCCCCUUCCUUAGGGGGGUGUGGUCUAGAGAAAGGAACGGAGGACAUUUCUGGAGAACCGUUAGAAAUAAUGGAGAUGGACUUAGAAAAAGUCAAAGAGGACCUAGAAAAAGUCAGUGAGAUACUCAGGAGUGGAACAUAUGAGGGCGAGUUGGCAGAGGAGGCAACAAAAGCGGCUAGAAUGUCAGACGAGUGGGUUCUCCUUUCGGACAGUGAGAUAGAAGAGGCCAAAAAUAUGGCGGCUUUGGAAAUUCAGGAGCCUGUUUUACGGGAAAGUAGAUCUAACAGAGGGGCUCCCAGACCUAAAGCCAUAAAGGACAGUGGUGACCUUAAAGAAUACCUCCUGGAUGCACCAAUCUCCAAAGUAAAGAAAGAGCCAACCACCCCAGAAAAAUUCACUGAUGUUGUUCUGCGUAAAGGUGCGAAAACAACUCCUACGACCAAAGUGCAAGUAAAAACAACUCCUGGUGAUGUUAAAAAAACAGUAAGAAGAAAGGGGAAAGACCAGAGCCAGUCAGAGGAAUCAAUAGAGGCAGGUGGUCUCUUAAGUGUGUCAACAGCUCCCGCUCCAGUAUCGCCUGUAUCCCCAGUGGUUGAAGAAACUCCCAUAGGGUCAAUAAAGGACAAAGUCAAAGCUUUACAACAGAAAGUUGAGGCAGAGCAAAAGAUCAAAAAGGUCACUGGAAGCAUGCCUUCACAUUUGCCUGUUAAGGGCAAAUCCUCUCCCAAAGCCAAAGAAAGCCCUAAAUUGGGUUCCCCUAAAUCCCCUAAAACUGAAUCUGAGAAACUUGAGGAGACCAUGUCAGUUAAAGAACUGAUGCAAGCAUUCCAGACGGGGCAAGACCCCUCAAAGAGAAAGUCUGGGCUGUUUGAGCUCAAAACAUCCACAACAUCAAGAUCAGAGAAAAUCUCAAAAUCAGAAACCAUCCAAUCAAAAUCCAUGACCAAAGCAAUGACAUCACGUGUUUCUGAAGAGCGAGAACUAUCUUUGGAUUCAAAACCCUGCAAGAAAGUCACGACUCAGCAAGACAGAGAGAAUGAAAACAAGUCAGUUGCUCCUGCCCAUUCAGAGCUGACUGAAACUGUAGACUUUGGAAAUUGUGGCCUUGAUGACAGCUCGGACAGCUCAAAACAUGAGGGGGUGGCAGAUUCACUAAGUGCUAGCUCUGGAGAUGGAACUCAUCCAAGCUCUGAGGACAGCUAUAAACAUGAGGGUUUAGCCACACCAGGCACAAGCCCUGAAAGUCUGUCUCUUUCUCCCAAAUCUGGACAGCACGCAACUUCAUCACCAGCUACCACAACAGUCAAAAAACAAAGUAAAGACAGCGACAAGUCUGGAGACUCUGGUUUAGGGGCCACUGGUGAACAACUAUCAACUGAAUUGUCCCUCCCUGUUUCUUCCAGCGAGGCUCCUGAUGACCACAUUACAAGUGAGUCCACAUCUGUUAGGAGGAGUGAGUCUAAGCCAUCUAAACCUCAAAAGCUUACAAAGAGAAAUUCAGAGACAGUAGAAACCUUGCUUAGCGAUGAUGAGAGCCCUGAUCGUCCGUUAGAGUUGGCUUUAAUCGGUUCUCCAGCCUCUAGAUUCUUGUCUCAGCGUCAACAAAGCUUAGAGCUGCCUUUAAAACAAGAUUCAGAUGCGCUCAGUCCAUUAGCUGAUGACUCUUUGACAAUUAGCCACAGAGACUCUCUUGAUGGUAGUCCUCUUAUGGAAGAAAAUUCCUCGCUUAAGUCCCCAGACUCCAUUGAACCUAGCCCAACCAAGGAAUCACCUCCUCAUGACUCCUUGGAGAGCAGCCCGGUAGAGCCAAAAAUCCACCUUCCCUUCCCAUCAACACUAGGUUCACCCAGUAAAUCCUCUAGCCAACCUGAGCCCAUCAAAACCACAGAAUUCCCGCAGGAUGCUUUGUGUGGUAGGCUGCUUCGAGACCAUGAGGCUAGUGCUGAUGAUGACAAUUGUGAGCCGACAUCUCAGAUGACUAGUUCCGGUAAGAGUCCCCUCUCCCCCGAUACUCCUAGUUCUGAAGAGGUAAGUUAUGAGGUAAACCCCAAACCCCCUGACCAUACGUUCCUCUCUGUUCCAUCCACACCGGCUGUCAUCCCUGAAGACCCAGAAGAAGAGGAUACAUCAGACAGUUAUGAAACUAAAAGAAAAAUCACUCCAGAGGAGGAAAUGUUUAAGAUGGCAGCCAAAAUAAAAACAUUUGAUGAAAUGGACCAAGACGCGAAGAGCAAAAAGAAGUCUAGAAAAGAUUUGUUUCCCUCAGCAGAUGCCAAAAUAGGGGAUGACAGCUAUGAAACGUUAGAGCCCAAAAGUGAGAAGCUUUCGCAAAGUGAAUGUGGGCUCGAUAAACCCACAGAAGAUUCAAAGUUAGCUCUUUUUGUUGAUCCCCAUAUUAAAGUGAACCCUCCCUCUCCUCUUUCAGCAGGUUUGCAUGAUGGAUCCCACAGCAAAGAGCCCAAGGACACACCAACAACAACCAGUGUCACUUCAGAGGGGCCUAACCCUGUCUCAGACCAGCAUCAUUCAAACACUGAACUGAACACCUCACAGGGACAAAGUCUCUCACCAUCUGUAAAAUGUGACACAGACAAAAAGUCUUCUGAAACAUUGAACAGUGAAAACAGGACUGAUGAACAAAAGGAAGAAUGCUUAAGGAAGUCAACAGAUUGCAAAGGAGACAACACAAAUGGUCAAGAGUUAGGGGCCUGCAGGCUAGAGACUGGUACAGUAACACCAGGUAGCAAUGUAACAGAUGAAGUCAAAGGAGAUCCAGGGGAGCAUACAGCAGUUCCAGAAGCUACACUGGGUCCAACUGUUGCCCCAGAUCAAACAAAGGAAAUGUUCAAACCUGAGGUCUGCAUCUACGAUGACACAGAGGAAGAGGAUGAGGCAUUGGAACUUCCCAGAACUGAGUCCAAAGGUGUAACUGCAAAGGCAGACACUGACUCAUGGUCUGCCAUGCGGGAGGAUGAUGACACUUUUGCAGCUCGAGUCCAAGAGGAGGAACAGAAGAUACUGAAUUUAGUGGUGGACCGUCAGUCUGGUCAAGCAACUCCAGACACAACACCUGGUAGAACACCAACAGAAGAGAGCACUCCGACCAGUGAACCCAACCCUUUUCUGUUCCAAGAAGGGAAGCUCUUUGAGAUGACCCGAAGUGGUGCUAUUGACAUGACUAAGAGAAGCUAUGAGGAAGAGGGGGGUGGCUUUGCCUUUUUCCAGAUAGGUGAACCGCCUCUAGAGGAGCCUCUCUUAGAAGAGGCAAGGCAAGAAGGUAGUAGAUCAGCAGCAGAACCUGAAGUUGGCCUCAAUCUUGUACUAGAGGUUAAGACUGAGGAAGCUAACAAAUAUAAAGAAACAUCUGAUUCUCAGCUUCAAUCCCCACCACAAGGUGAUCAGACAGCCUCAAAGGCUGAUGCCUCCAAAUCUAAAAUUCCUAAAAUGGGCAUUUCAGCUUCAGCCAAACCUACAAAGAAAGAUCAGUCAUCCCCUGAAGGUGUAGAUAUUAAAUCAGACAAACAUCUAAAUGAAGCAUCCUUAGAUGUAGACACAAGUUUCUCUGAGCAAAUGAUACAAACAGCAGAAACUACAGUUACAAGAUCUGUUUACUCUGAGCAAGGCCAAGAGUCCUCUGACUCCUCCCCAGAGGAACCACAGUCAGUGAUAGAAGCCCCUAAAGCAACAGGCAAACCUAAACAAAAUGCCUCCAGUAGUGUUAAAAAGACUACAGGCAAAACACAAGCUAACUCUGCUCCUCAAGGUAGGGGUAAAUCCGCAAACCAAUCUAAUACAACUUCCUCUUCAACCUCUUUAAAAAAAGAGGCCUCCUUCACAUCUGAAUCUAAAUCUAAAAUUCCUAUUAAGUCGAGCACCAUCAAGCCUGAUUCUGCUGUCAAACGUGUAGAAUCGACCCAAGACAAAAAGCUUAAAGUCCCAGUUAAAAAGGAUUCCAGGAGAAAAUCUGAGACAGACGCAGGUCCCUCUGUGGAUUUGAAAACCAAGAAAACAACUGCCAAAGCAAAGAGCUUCUGUGAGGGGGAGUCUAAGGGGCCCAGUACAAAAAAAUCAAAAGGAUUCCAGUCCAAAUUGCCAGUCCGGGGCAAAACUGGUCAGUCAUCUCAUUCCCCAGCACCCACUAAAGAGAAAAGUAUGCCCCGCAAAAAGUCCAUUGAGUUCUUUGAGGAGAUAAGCGAUGAGGCGGCAAAACUCGUUGCAAGGUUGGCACAGGCAGAGAAAGAGAGAGAACAAGAGGCCGCAGCUGCCAUCUCGGAUGACGAGAGCAGUCUCAUUGAUCCAUCAAUCAUAGAACGGGAAACUUUCUCUGAGAUGCAGUUCCCUCCUUCAGUCGACGUCUUUCCUAUUAGACCACUGUGGGACGACCCUGUGGAGACACAGAUGCAGCGAAUUCCAGAUGAUAAAGUCCAAAGUCAAGUAGACCCACAGGAUGAAGCAGAGAGAAAAGAGCAACGGUUGGCCAUUAUAGCUGACCACUUGGGCUUCAGCUGGACGGAGUUGGCACGAGAAGUGGAGUUCAGUGAGGAGAGGAUAAAUCUGAUAAGGAUUGAAAACCCCAACUCCCUACAAGACCAAAGCCAUGCCCUCUUGAAACUCUGGGCAGAGAGGGAGGGAAAGCAUGCCACAGAAUCAACACUGAUCGAAAGACUGACAAAGAUCAACCGAAUGGACAUUGUUCACCUCAUUGAAACCAAGUUUAUCAAGUCCACUCAGGAGGAGAUGUCCUCACACACCUAUGCAGAAAUUGAGCGGACAAUAGCACUGGAUCAUAGUGAAGGUUUCUCUGCCCUUCAUGAAGACAUUGACAGCCCUCGGCCAGGCAGGCGCACAGGGACAGCCAGUAGGAGUCCAGGCUCAGGACAGGAGGUACCCAUGGUGACAGCAGAGGACCUGCCCUUCAGUAUAUCAUUACUUCCUGAGACGACAGGAUGCUCAGAGACAGACUCCGCAGCAACAGGCCUUCUUAGAAAUGACCGGAAGGAGAAACUACAAAAAGAAAUGGAAAUGAAAUACUCGUCACAAAGAAUAUAUGAGGAAAUGAAGGACUCUGUACACACAGGCGGUUUUAAACAAGCUGACAACUUGCCAGACAUCCCACCACAGACUGUCACAGAGGAGAAGUACACAGACGAGCAAGGGAACAUGGUGACUAGGAAGAUCACACGGAAGGUGAUUCGUAAGUACGUGUCUGCGGACGGCAUGGAGUCACAGGAAGUGACCAUCGAGGGCUCUCACCAGGAAACGGUGCAGAUCGAGGAGGGAGACACCGUGUCCAGAGUGGUGAAGAGAACUGUCAUUCACAGUGAGGGGGAUCAGAAAGAGCUGACAUUCUCCGAGCCCCGGGCUGCCGCAUCCGAGUUUGAGAUGGAGCCAGUGCAGGGUCGAAAGGUCAGCAAGGUUGUCAAGACAACGGUGGUGAAAGGCAAGAGGAUGGAGAAGCAGACGGGGGACCCCUCGCUGGCUGCAGACCUCCCCUCAGCCAGAGAGGACUUUGAGAAGGCUUUGAGUUAUGCUGGAGGCUUUGGGAAACAGCUCCUGCCUCAUGUUGUAGAGAGGGAGUCUGUGCAGGAUGACGGUUCUGUGGUUAGAAGAAGCCACAUGCGUAAGUCGAGAACCCAGAAGAGGACGGUGGUGAGGGACGCCCGGGGGAAGCACGUGCACCUGGAGCGGCUGGAUGACACCCCCGACGCCCAGCAGGCCGACUCCCUGCAGCAGCACCUGCACCGACUGCUCCAGCACUACUGUGAGGACAACAGGGAGGAGGAGGAGGAGGAGGAAGAGAAGGAGAGCUUAGACUGAGCAGCUGCUUCCACUGAUCCUCUCCCUGUGUCUCCCACUGAAGCCAUUGGUGCUGAUCAAGAUGGAACACAUCCCCUUCCUGUUUCUCUUCUUUUUGUCAAUGGAACAGUAUUUUGUGCUUGAACGUCUCCCCCCCCCCCCCCUCACAUUGUGUUUCGCUCUUUUUGUAACCAAAGAUAGUUCCCGUUUUUUUGUUGGACUCAUUAUUUUCUGUUACACGUCUCGGCUGCUGCGGUGUGGCCAAAGUGCGAUGCACCAAAGGUGGAUCAAUAUCGAACGCGGGGGCCCCUCGGACGUUUCGCCUCACGCACGGGCCUCUUCUUGAGGAACUCUUGUAAAAACAUUUGUAUAUAGAGGAGACGAAAAGAUCGUGCUUGGACCGGAAAGAAAACAAACCUAAGCAUUUAAAUCGUUAGCCCGCCCGAAACCUGCUGUACAUGCACCGAUUCAGCUGGAGAAUGGCCCCUGUACAGAUGAGAUUAAUGUUAAUGAACCGGGACGAGUGAAAGUGUAUCAUCAUGGACUCUUUAUACAGCAAAACAUCCACCGGCUGAUGUGUUUACAAUGGCUGUGUGAACACACCUUUUGUUUUCCCAUGAUGCAUCUGCACCCCCUUUUUGUUUUGUUCACGUGUCCGUCCCAACGUGUGUCGUGCAUUUCACAUUCUAUCUUCCGCAGAGCUGCCACCUCUGUGUGUGUAUAUAUACAGUGUGUCUAUCGAGAGAGAGAGAGAGAGCAGUGAUGAGGAGUGGAUGUCCUCCUGUCGUCUGUGCUUGCCCCUCCAUCAGCGCGUCUCCACACCUCAAACUGCAGCAGUGCUCAUGUUGCUGUCCUCUAGGAAGCCUUGUCCAGGAGCAGUCUGGUUCGUUUUUUUUCUUACUGUCAGCAAAUCCCACGAAGGAGCCCGAAAUAACAAUGAUAACGAGUGUUGUGUGUGUGUGUGUGUGUGUGUGUAUCAAAACCUGAUCAAUCUUAUUUCCUUGUUGAAUCAAUCUAUUAAAGGCACGUGUUACACAUUAUCAUCAACAAUUAACAGAACAUUUAAUGUAAUAUUAGUCCUAAUCUUUAGAUUUGAUUUUGCUCUCAAUCAUUUUAUUCAACAGCUGCGUUUCACCUCAUUUCACAUGUCAAAUUCAGAAACUAUGAAUUCAUAGCAGUCUGUGUUACGACCUGCAGGGGGCAUUAACCAGUCUAAGAGGGUCUAACGAAAGAUGGAAUCAGAUUGCAAUAUGGGAAGAGUUGGAGGAACAAGAGCAUUUUCAUGACCCAUACUAAAGGUCAAGAUAUCUUAGUGUCUCUUUGAUGAACCGUCACCAUCGAGUCAAAAACAGUAACACCAACACACACACACACAAAACAUUUUUGUUUUUUUAUUUAUAUAUUUAUUUAUCUGUUUUUUAAGCAAUUGUAACAUUUACAUUGUAUAUACGUAUAAUUUCUAUUCUGUCAAGUCUGUUCACUGUGUUGAGCUGAGAACUUUAGAUUUAUUGAGACCCCAACAAAUGCACUAUUUCUCCUUUUUGUGUAACGUUCAUUAAAAUCCUGAGUUAGCAGAUGUUUUUAGGAAACGGCUGCAAACAGAAAGGAUAUGUGUGUGUGGGGUUGGUUGGUUUUAAACUGGGAGCUGAGAGUCCCAGUCAGAGCGGGGGGAUCAAACGGACUGUACCAUUGUUGCUUUUGGUUUUGUGAACAGAUUUGUUGACACUAAUAAACCAUAGACGGACAACAUACAUGUCCUUUUAGAAUUUAGUCAACACACUUUAUGUAUAAAUGCUUUGCAUUAACUGCUGAUGUGGAUUGGACUUUUGUUGUUAUCACUGCUCUGGAAGGAAUCGACCGAUCUUCCCAAAACCCGAGGAAACACAGACUUCCUUUUGCCGUCCGUUAUCAUUUCUGUACUUCUUUAUUUAUUUAUUACCCUCCAUUUAUGAACUGUACAGAGAACUCCAGCAGUUGAAGCUGAGAGGGGUGUGUGUGUGUGUGUGUGUGUGUCUGUGUUUGAAUGUAUUCUAAAGCUAACGGUAAAGACAAAUGAAGAUUCCUUUGCCCACCCCCCAUCAUUGAUUAACAGAUUUGUUGAAUUGAAAGUUGCUUUGAGACUGACAAAUCAUGUUUGGUGUUGAUCUACAGUCGGGAAAUGAACCGUGUAAAGAUACGAUCCUCAUGUUGCCAUGUAAUUUGAGUGUGAUCCAUUGGAAGAAUAAAAGAACGGUGUCCAAAAAGAGACCAUUGAUUCGAUAAAUGAGCAUCUUGUUUCCAUUGUGAUGACAAUAUAUACGUAUUAACAGUGCAAAUAUCUACUCCGGCAUGUGUGACACAUUAUUACAAAAAAAUAAACCUGAAACGCUAAACAAGGCCUAGCAGCUGCAGUGUGUACGUGGCAGAACAAUAAAACUGUACAUGUUAA